AUGCAGUUUGAAAUUGCGUCGUACGAGGUGAAUGGACGGAGUAUUCUGCAGUCUGUGGCUGGCGAGGUGGCGCCUGGGUCCGUGCUGGGGGUGAUGGGGCCGUCUGGGGCAGGCAAGUCGACGUUCCUGACGGUGGUAGGCGAGCGGCUGCCUGGGGUGAGCGGGGCUCGGCUUGAUGCGAGGGUACAGUACGGCGGGAUGGCUUACUCAAAGCACGUUGCGUCUCGUCUUGCUUUUUGCCCGCAGGACGAUGCAGCACUGAUUCCGUGCCUUACGGUCCGCGAGACGCUGGAGACGCAGGGAGCGCUGCGGUUGCCGGUCGGGGCGGUAUUAAGCGAGGCUGUGGACGCGGUGCUUGCGGAUCUGGGGCUGGAGCAUGUCGCCGAUUCGCGAAUCGGGUCUGCGUUUGAGCGGGGCAUUUCCGGCGGCGAGCGGCGGCGGGUGUCUGUGGCGUGCGAGCUGCUGUCACGGCCCAAGUACCUGCUGCUCGACGAGCCGACGUCCGGGCUGGACUCUGCGAGCGCAGAGCGACUGAUGGCGGAUGUGGCGGGGCUUGCGGCGCGCGACGGCGUUGUGGUCAUGUGCUCGAUCCACCAGCCGUCGCGGGCGAUUGUGGGUCUGCUGGACUCGCUGCUGGUGCUUGUGGGCGGGCGGAUGGCGUACAUGGGGCCACGAUCACGGCUACAAGAGGCGCUGGUGUCUGGCGGGCUUGCGCCUGCAGGCGCCAAUGUUGCGGAAGAAGUGCUGCGGGUGGUAGUCUCACCAGGCGGGUGCGAUUUGCUUGAUGUGGCGGUGGCGGGGUCGGGCGAGGAAGAGGUGGGAGGAGGGAGCGGAACGCGGCGGCGGGCGGCGACGGGGCGGGUGCUGGUGACCAGCAGUGGGAAGCGGCGACUGACGACGUCGUACGGCGAUGACGAGCCCGUGUUUGGAGCGAGAUCGCUGAGCAAGAUGAAAGUGCUGUUCUGGCGACAGGCGCUGGUGGUCAAGCGCGAUCCGCACGUGUUUUCCGUCCGCGCGGUCAUGAUCUGGUUGAUGGCGCUCAUGAUUGGCGGGCUGUACUUUGAAAUUGCGUCCGACUACGAGACGGUCCGGGACCUGGUCAAUGUCUUCUUCUUUGCCGUCCUUGUCACCACCUUUGUCUCGCUGACGACUCUCCCACACGCGGUCCACGACCGGCUCAUUCUCCGGCACGAGUACCGAUCGCGGCUGUACUCUGUAGCAGCACACGUGUCUACCACGCUUAUUUUUCGGAGCGCUGUCAUUUUGAUCAUUGUGGGCGUGUUCUACGCGGUGCUCGUGGGCCGGUUCUUUGCCGGUCUGGCGGUUCUGGUGGUGGCCAACAUCUUUGCCGAGCUGUUCAUGCUGGUGAUGGGCCUGGUCUCGCCGGACCCAGUCAUUGCGAUCUCGGUAGGUGUGACACUCUACGGGUUCUUUAUGCUCACCUCGGGCGCGAUCAUCAACCCGUCGCGGGCGCCUGCCGUUCUCCGGCCGAUGUUCUUCUCGUCGUUCUAUCGGCCUGCCAUCCAGGCGCUGAUGCUCAUCACGUUCCCCGACAUGGCGUUCGAGUGCCCAACGGUGCUCGCGCAAGUCAUCCCGGACUACGCCGCUUGCCGGGUGGCGGGGCAGGACGUGCUGCGGACAGUGUUCAGGUCGGGCGACACAUACUUUAUCUCGUCGGUCGGUGCCGGUGUCAGCCUCCUCCUCGGCCUCAUCGCGGUUUGGAUUGUGCUCUACGCUCUUCUCCUCCACGCGGUACUCUCAGGCACAGACUUUGGCUUGUUGCGUUUGUGGGAACGAGUCCGCGGGCGGAAGUAUGCGGCACUAUCGCGGAUGGAGGCACCGUUGAUCGGUGGGAGUGUGUUACACUCCAAUGAAUGACCGAAG
Messenger RNA from Thecamonas trahens ATCC 50062, 1884 nucleotides. Its product is annotated as ABC transporter. The record is from RefSeq and is a predicted model, not a curated record. Gene Ontology annotation, cellular component: membrane. NCBI's taxonomy places the organism in Eukaryota, Apusomonadida, Apusomonadidae. The coding region runs from base 1 to 1878 and encodes 625 amino acids. Gene Ontology annotation, molecular function: ATP hydrolysis activity; ABC-type transporter activity; ATP binding. The transcript is spliced from 2 exons.